Anarrhichthys ocellatus (wolf-eel) is the source of this 3060-nucleotide messenger RNA. Its product is annotated as stonustoxin subunit beta-like. Gene Ontology annotation, molecular function: protein binding. Lineage: Eukaryota; Metazoa; Chordata; Actinopteri; Perciformes; Anarhichadidae. The record is from RefSeq and is a predicted model, not a curated record. The coding region runs from base 145 to 2253 and encodes 702 amino acids. The transcript has 4 exons.
UCAUGGGAGGAGUCGGCAGCAGAGACUGACAGGAUAUAAGUAAUCUGACAACAUCACAGAUCAUCACACUGGAAGCUCCUUUUGGACAUCAAGAAGACUCUCACACAACUGAUCUGAUCUACACAACUUCACCAGGUUGGAGAAAUGGACUCAGAUCUCAACGUUGCUGCCCUGGGUCGACCUUUCAGCCUAGGAAUGCUCUAUGAUGCUCGGAAGGAUUUACUGAUCCCAGAUUUGACAUUGUGGGAUAAUACAACUCUACAAGAGAAGAUGACUGAAAACCUUCAACCCAGUAGUCAAUUUGAAAUGACUGAAUCUGACUCCAUUAAAUCCAAGUCCUCUCUGCUGAAUGUUGAACCUUCUCUGAAGGCCAGUUUCCUCUGUGGACUGAUGCAAAUUGGAGGAUCUGCCAUGUAUCUGAAUGAUCAGAAGAAAUUCAAGAAUCAGAGCAGAGUGACGUGUUGGUUCAAAUCUACCACCCACUUCAAAACGUUGUCAAUGAUUGAGCAUCAAACCUUAGACUCCCAGCAAAUCAAAGUUAUUAGGAACAGCUCGGCAACACAUGUAGUCACGAGCAUCCUUUAUGGGGCAAACUCUUUCUUUGUGUUUGACAGUGAGAAGUUAGGCGACAGCAGCAUUCAAGACAUCAAUGGCAACAUGAAAUCUGUGAUAAGCAAGAUCCUCUCACUUAGUCUUGACGCGCAAGCUGGCAUCAAGCUGACUAAUGGAGAAAAAGACCUGACCAAUAAAUACUCCUGCAAAUUCUUCGGAGACCUCAUCCUUAAAAGCAUCCCUGGAACAUUUGAAGAGGCAAUGAAGACCUGUGGAGAUCUUCCAAGCCUACUGGGAGAAAAAGGAGAGUAUGCUGUCCCAGUGAAGGUCUGGCUGAUGCCACUGAAGAAGUUGAUUCUCGAAGCUGCUGAGCUGACGGAUGGGAUCAGCGAUGGACUGGUGGGGAAGAUGCAGGAUGCUCUUGAAGAUUUCAGCGAAAUACGAAUGAGAUGCAACGAUUCUCUGGAAGACGAAGUGGUACACAAUUUUCCAUAUAUUCAUGAAGAGUUAGAAACUUUCCAAAAAUUGUGUCACCAAUAUGCAUCUAACCUCAAGCAGACCAUGGCGAAGAAACUCCCCUCCAUCCGUGAAGGUAAAGAAGAUGAGAGCUCAUUAGAAGAAUUAUUGGAAGACAGAGACAAGUCACCAUUCACUCAAGAAAAACUAAGCAAGUGGCUGGAUGACAAAGAGAGAGAAAUCAACGUCAUCAGUUCCUGUGUAGAUACCAUGGAGAGAGUAAAGAUCGUCCGAAAUCAGACCGAGCUGGACAGAGAGGUUCUUGCUGGAGAUGUAGAUGAUGCUCUGUGCUUUGUUUUCACCUCCAUAAAGAGGGGUGAUACCUACCUUGAUGUGAUGGCCACCUACUUGGGCUCCACUAAAACAGGGGGUACUAAUGAAGACCAGUGGUUCUACUCAAGUGAAGUUUGUACCACAUUGAGAGAAAAAUCCAAAGCUUUCCAUGAGUUUGCCAGAGCACAGAAGAGCAACAAGCGGGUCAAGUUCCUAAUCACAGUCAUUCCAAAUGAGAAAUACAAAGGAGCAACCAUCUACCAUUACAAGGAGGGCAAUCUGGUCAGUGAAUCUUUUUCAAAACCAGACCUUCCUUCUGAAGAGAUCACAGACAGAAGAGAUCUGACCUGGUAUGCCUGUGAUCUCACCCUGGACCCAAACACUGCACAGAACUACCUCGUUCUGUCUGAUGGAAACAAGAAAGCAACAAGUACAUACACAUGGCAUUCUUAUUCUGGUCACCCAGACAGGUUUUCUACACUACCUCAGGUGAUGUGCAAAGAGGAGUUAUCUGGGCGUCAUUACUGGGAGGUAGAGUGGAAUCAUGAUUCAACUAAUAAUAAAUAUAUUUAUGCAGCUGUUGCAUACAAGAGAAUUGACAGAAAGGGAAGAGGUUCGAUGGAAAGUUUUGGAAAAAGUGCCACAUCGUGGGCUUUAUGGUAUUAUACAAAACAUGGACAACUGUGUGCCGUUCACAAUGAUGAGGUGAAGGAAAUUGAUUUUCCUUCUGAUGGCUGCCCAACACUUGGGGUGUAUCUGGACUGGCCUGCUGGCACUCUGUCCUUCUACAAAGUCUCCUCUGACACACUGAGCCACCUCCACACCAUUCACUUCCCAUUCACUGAGCCUGUGUACCCUUGCUUCCUGGUUCGUUAUACAAACAAUUAUGUCUACCUACGUCCAGUUCAAUAGGAGCAAUGACAAUGACUUGUUAGAUCCUUGGUCUGUUACAAGUAAAGUUUAAACAGUAAAGUAACAUCCCAUGUUAACUUGAACAUGUUUCACAAAUUCCAAAAAUGUAUUCAAAACCCAGAGAGAGCAGGAAAAUGCACAAUCUUAUAAAGUUACAACAUAUGUCAUUUUCUGUUUUUCAUUUCUUGUUGAUUCGAUGCACAGACUCAAACUGGUUUCUGCUUCACAGCUUCACAAUCAGUUUCAACUUUCUUUUCAAAUCACGUUUGAAUUAUUUUUAUUUCUAUUCGUAUUCCUGAUCAUUAUUGCUUUGUCAAAACAAAUGUGUUGACAUUUACUUUCAAAGCUCAUGUCAAAACUUGCAGAACUUGUUUUAAUGAAUUUAUUAAGUUGAUUAUGUUGUGACAUAAGGGUUAGGGUUACAGGCGUUGCUUACCUUUUUAUGCAUGUGGUUUAUCCUCUUUUAACUUUCCAUUGUCUAUGAUGAGUUAUGAUCUAUUUUUUAUUAUCGAGCUAAGAGUGUUUUAUUUUCAGAUAUCAAUAUACUCGUUACAUGUAAUCCCAUAUUGUUUAGGAACAGUUCAAUGAUGAUGAGCUUUAAUGUGUUUCUCUAUCAUUUAUAAAAAUGUAAUCAUAUGUGCUUAUAAGGUUGACUAAAUGUGAAAGCUAAUGAAAUAAGUGAACUUUGGGUUGAACUCACUCUGACCUGAUGAUUGACAGCCAGCAGAGAAGAAAGGUUUUAAACUCAGAAACUCUAACUCUUGUGAUUGUUAGGGAGACGUCCUGUUCAAUGAGAGCUAGACAGAC